Stegodyphus dumicola is the source of this 1987-nucleotide messenger RNA. RefSeq names its product Enhancer of mRNA-decapping protein 3 (gene Edc3). NCBI's taxonomy places the organism in Eukaryota, Metazoa, Arthropoda, Arachnida, Araneae, Eresidae. Gene Ontology annotation, cellular component: P-body. The record is from RefSeq and is a predicted model, not a curated record. Gene Ontology annotation, biological process: deadenylation-independent decapping of nuclear-transcribed mRNA; P-body assembly. Gene Ontology annotation, molecular function: mRNA binding.
UAGGAAAAACACAAUUUGUCAUCAUAAUUUAAUUAAUUAAAAUUAUGGUGAUUUCUGAUAGGAAAAAAUAAUAAUUUUUAUUUUAUGAUUUAAAUAUUUCUUGAUAAGCUAUUAUGUACUUUUUUAUCAUACUUUAAGGAGAAAUAAAGUAUGAUAAAAAAGUACAUAGCAACUUUUCGGGUGAAGAAGAAGUAUUUGUUUUGUUGUCAUUUGCCAUCGUGCACGAUGUCGGAUAUGUGGAUAGGUAGCAUUAUAUCUGUUGACUGUGGAGAUGUUCUGGGAGUGUUUGAAGGUGAAAUAUCUAACGUUGAUAGCCUAAAUCAAACUAUAUCAUUAAUUAAUGUUAGCAGAAAUGGUGUUAAGUGUCAAGUUCCAGAGAUUACUCUUAACACGCAUGACAUAAAGAACUUGAAACUUCUUCAGUCAACUGUCCGUAAGGAAAGUAGUGCAGGGCCUGUUAAUUCAGAUAGGGUUUCUGCAUUUGUAACACCCUCUUCCUCAAGAAAUGGCUGCACAAGAAAUUCUCCUAUGUAUGAUGACAGCCAGAAAAAGAAAGGUGAAGGUAAAAAGAAAGCUACCAAAAGAUCUGAUGGCAAAAAAUGGCAAAAGGAACGGGAUGAAGCUUGUUUUAGCGUUUCUGUUGACAGUGAAGUUUUAGAUACAGAAUUUGACUUUGAAAAGAAUCUUGCUCUUUUUGACAAACAAGCAGUGUUUGACGAAAUAAAUGCACUCUCUAAAUCCGAUCACAUCAAGCUCGUAGACUGUAAUAAGCGAAUGCAAACGAAGUAUCGUCAUGAUGAAAAUGUUCUAAUUAGUGAUAUGCCAGUUUUAAAACAAAUUUCAGUGCCAUGUGAAUCUGACAAGGAAUAUGUAACAGAUUCUGGUUUAGUAGUGCCAAGUGUUACUGUACAGUUCAAAAAGCGGUUAUAUAAAAAAGCCGAGGAAGUUGGCCUAACAUCAAAUGUUAGGGUGGAAAUGACUGGGAGAGCAGCCAGUGAAAUGGUUUUACAGCUUCUUGGGGGAAAUCAUAGGUUAAAUCCCCAAAAUAGUCAUCAAAAGCCCACUGUGGUUGUAUUGUGUGGACCUCAUCUUCAGGGUACUCAGGGUGUGAACUGUGGACGUCAUCUUGCCAAUCAUUGUGUUAAUGUAACGGUCCUAAAACCUGCAAUCGUUGUAGAUGUACCAUCUAAUUUCUUGAAUGAAUUGAAGCUUUUUAAUUUAAGUGGUGGAAAAACAGUAUCUGAAUUUUCUGGUUUGCCUUCAACUGUUGAUAUUAUUAUUGAAGCAGUGGAUUCAUAUGAAGAUAUAAAAUGUUGUAAAAUCUGGAUGCAAGAAGUACAGGAAUGGGCAAAACAUUCCAAAGCUCCAAUUCUUUGUCUUGAUCCUCCUCCUGAUUAUAAUUCCAUAGAGCAAAAGUUUAUAUUAGCUCCAGCAUUACCAUUUGCAUUCAAAAAUGAAAAAUGCAGUGUUCAUAUUUGUGAUAUAGGACUUCCUAAAGGAAUAUUUUCCAGUUUGGAUUGUGUAUAUUCCUCGCCAUUUGGAUCAAAAUUUAUAAUCCCAUUAUAUGCAAGACAAGAUUAAAUAAUGCAUACAACAGUGCACUACUUCAUAUUUGCUGUAUGUAUCCCAAUAAGAUUUGUAUCUUCCCAACUUUCAAGCUGAAUGUAAUUUUAUUUUAAAUGAUAAUGCUUAAAACAUUCUUUGAAUUCCAUUGUUCAAUUUUUAUAACAUCCUAUAAUAUACCAGUUUCUUUUUAUUGUAAUUCUGCUCCAAAAUCUACUUUCUUGUGCCUUAAUAUUUUAUUUUUCAGUUGUAUAUUACUUCAUUUGUUGUAAAUAUUGUUUUAAAUAAGGUUGUCAAAAGAAACCUUGGGCCAAUAUCAGCUAGCAUCUGAUGUAUUUCCAUGCAAGGUUUCAUCCUGAAACAAAUUAUAAAUAAAAAAAUAUGAAUGUGAAUAAAAUUUUUAUGAAAAAGUAUAACUGCAAAA